Pocillopora meandrina is the source of this 1189-nucleotide messenger RNA. Lineage: Eukaryota; Metazoa; Cnidaria; Anthozoa; Scleractinia; Pocilloporidae. The record is from the annotation of a GenBank genome assembly.
UCAGGAACUGCCAAAAAGUAUCAUGAGCACUUACUGAGGACUGCCCUUGGAAAAAUAACGGAUGAAAUAAAAUUGAAAAAUAAGAAAAAUCUUCGAAAAGAACGGGUAAGUAUACAGUUAAUAUGCGUUAAAAUAACUUAAAUGAUACAUUUUGAAUGAUGCAAUGAAAGUUAGUUGAAAAGUACUAAAAAGAAAAAUUUUCUUUAUCUUAUAGAAAUACGAGAGAAGAAAAGCUCAUGUCAAGGAUGAUACUGAGUCCCGUGCCUUCGCAAAGUUUAGUAAAGAGCACAUGUCUAGUGACGAUGAUGACACAGAUAAUGAUGAAGGCGAAGGAGGAUGGGUGUCUAGGCCCCCAAAAUACAGGAGCAAAACUCUUGAAGCUUUCAUAAACAAGUAAGAAGUAUACUAAAGGCUUAGUUCUUUACUGAUAUUUCUAAUAGCAAAAAAGAUGGAAAUGUUUUUAUCCUUACAAAUUGCCAAUAUUACUGUCCAGUAUUGUCAGACUGUUCCUUGUUAUUGGCAAUGAUGGACUGUAAAUGUCAGGUAGGCUUUAAAGUCAGUUUAUUUGUUAGCCACCUAUUAGCGCUUUUUUGCCCGAUUUUUUUUUAAGGGUUGGAUUUACUUCACGGUUUCAAUCAAGUCAACGGCAUUUUCUAAUUAUAAUAUUGUUAUUGUCUUAGGCUUGACAAGCGCAGCGAAAAGACAGAAAACGCAAAAAACAAAAGGUGGAAACGAACAAAGGCUCAUAAAAGGGAGCCUGUAGAAAGAGAGCCACCCACAGGUUCUCCUAAAUGGGCGCUGUCCGAUGAAUGGAGGGAAAUUAUGCAAAGGAGAGAGCAGGAACAAACGGAAAUGUAAGAAUACUGCUUAGCCUAUACAUUCCUUAUUGGAUGCUGUCGCUUUUACUUUUAGUAUACCAACUAUGAAGGUGAAGCACAGAACAAUGUUCAAACUAUGUAACCCGGUGUAAAAAUUCACUGUCUCUAUAUAUUGCAUGCUAUGAGGAAUUUCGUAAUAUGCUUGUUUCCUUUAUACAAGGUUGUUACAUUGUUUACCUAAAAUUUUUUGGUUUAACAGAGAACUUGAGGAUGAAGAGACCACUGACGAAUCCAGAGCGGAAGAAAGAGAAGGAGAAGAAAGUGAUAAUGACAGCUCCUCAGGAAGCGAUUGUGAUUUUGAGAACGAAUAG